AUGGCAAAAACGACUGGAAUUCUCGACAAAUCGCUGAGCCGCGGAAAAACCGAAAUCAAUUUGUCGACGUUUGCCGUGUUGUUUUCCGAAAUGGUUUUGUAUGCACAAAAUCGAUCGGAAACUGUGACUGAUAUUCAUGAUAGGUACGGAAUUUCUGGGUGGUAAAAAAAUGUGGAAAUUGAAAAAUUUCAAUGAAAAUGUAGGAUUUUUCGGAUUUUCUUCAUCAAAAAUUAUGCAAAUUUUCACUGUUUCAAAAUUUUGAUUUACAAAAGUUGAAAGCCUUCGAAAUGAUGCCUGUUCAUUUCAAAUUUGUAGAUAACAAAAUCCACGUCAUAACUAAUUUUUAGCGCAAAAAGUUUGUAAACUUCUAAUUUUUGAGAUUUUUUCAUCGAAAAUUGGAUUUCUUGCUGAAAAAUUCAUCUAAAAUCAGUAAUUUUCGAAAAAAAAUUUGCAGAUUUCUUUCCAACAAAAUUUUACUGUUUCAAAAUUUUGAUUUACAAAAUUUUGAAAGAUUUCAAAGUGUUUAUCAUUGUUUAGGUUUCUUGCUGAAAAAAUUCAAAUUUUCACUGUUUCAAAAUUCUUGUUUAUAAAAUUUGAACAAUUUCAAAUCGAUGGUAUUAUUGACUGAUUACUAAAAAAAAUCAAAAAUUUGAAUUUUCGAAACUUUUUUCAUGAAAACUUAUCCAAAAUUUUGCAGAAUAGCUCAAUACGGAAAACAAGUCGGCUAUCGAAUGUUUGAUAUCAUAACACUACGUGAAAAAGGCUAUAAAAGAGAGACGAAAUUGUUGGGAAUGUUGAUGUUCAUCAAAUCGACGGUUUGGAAAAAUUUGUUCGGAAAAGAGGCGGAUAAAUUGGAACGAUUGAAUGAUGAUCAUUGUACAUGUGAGGACGGGGGAUUUUUGAGGGAAAAUUUGGGUUUUUCGUGAAUUUUGGGCAGCUGGAAGUGAAAAUUUGAUCAAUUUUGAGCCAGAAAUUCGAAUUUUUGAGGAAAAUUGACCUGACAAUGAUAAUUUCUGUUAAUAUGAGCAAUCUGAAUUUUCAGACUGAACUUUUGACCGAAAAUUCGGAAAUUUCAUAAAUUUUGGACCAGGAACUCAAAUUUUAGAGAAAAUUUUACCUAAAAUUGAAUUUUUCCAAAUUUUUACAAAUAAUAAAAAUCCACUGUUUCAAAAAUUUUUGAAUUCAAAAUUUGAACAUUUUCGAGCAAUCCUGGCAUCGUUUUGAAGCAAAAAAAAACAAAAAAUUCUCAAAACCCCCAAUUUUCUUCACAGAUUUGCUAAUCGAAAAAGAUCCACUUGUCAACACGUAUAUUUCGGUGCCAAAAGAUAAAGGAGUUUUGAAUUGUGCCGCAUUUGCUGCUGGAAUUAUUGAAGCAAUUUUGGAGGUGGGAUUUUGGGUGAAAAUUUGGUGGGGGUCUGUUUUAAGUCAAAAAUUGUUUUUCUGUUUUUUUUUAAUCUGAAAAAUCUUCAUUUUCAUCAAAUCUUCCGCUGUUACCAAAUUUUGAAUAUUGGAGAAAUUUUUUGAGAAUUUUUGAAACAGUGAAUUUUUUAAAGGAAAAAUUUCUCUAACCUUUUUUUUUGAAAGAAAAAAUCCCAAAAUCAAAAUAAGACAGAAAAUGCAUGUUUUAUUCCUCAAAAAUUCACUGUUUCAAAAAUUUGAUAAAUUUUCAAAUAAAUUUUCUGUAGUCACUGUAAGAAUUCUAUUACUACUGGAUUUAUUUUGAAUCUUGAUUUUCAUUUAAAAAAAUUGAGAAUGUUCUCAGAGAUUCGCUGGCCAGCUCGCCACCAGAUCGCUGCGGCCACCUGGAAACCGCAUGGCCGCCAAGUCGCCUUGAGUUUUCCGGCGACGUGGCCUAUGUGUUUGAAAUCCUGAAAAGCUGGCAAGACGGUGGUUUGUACUCAAAACACUGCAUUUUCUACUGUUUUUUUCACUUCCUAAGGUUUCAAGUGCUGCGAAAAAACAGAAAAUGAGCCAAGUUUUUCGAAAAGCCUCAAUUCACAAGUUUUUCAGACAUUUUCAUGAAAAUUCAUUUUGACGAGGCGAUGUGGCCACCACGUGGUAGCCAUGUGGCCGUGACCUAGCCAGAGCCUGGCCACCUUGCCAGCGAAAAAAACCAGGCGACAUGGUUUCCAUGUGGUUCCCAGGUCAGCCAGCCUCCCCACCUGGUGGCGAGCUGGCCAGCGAAUCUCUGAGUUGAAGAAUCAAACCAAAUUUUGAAAAUUGAGUUUAUAGGAUUUUCGAAACAGUGAAUUUUUAAUGAUCAAAAAUCUGAUUUUUCAUCCAAAAAUUCCAGAAAAUUCUGAAAUUUUGAAAAAAAAGCUGAAAACUGCUAAAUUUUCAUUAAAAAUCAAAAUUUUGGAUUUUUGAAAAAGUUUAUAACCAUAACCACGAAAAAACUGUCAAAAAAAAUGUAUCGAAUUUUUGAAACGGUGAAAUUUUUCUGCAGAGCGCCUCAUUCAAAUGCAAAGUCACCGCCCAUUGGCACAACGAAACCGCCUACGUGAUACAAUUCGAAGAAUCGGUGAUUGCACGCGAAAAUGCACUUUUGGACUCGAAUCGCUAA
This is a messenger RNA of Caenorhabditis angaria, 2563 nucleotides long. NCBI's taxonomy places the organism in Eukaryota, Metazoa, Nematoda, Chromadorea, Rhabditida, Rhabditidae. The record is from the annotation of a GenBank genome assembly.